Dreissena polymorpha is the source of this 4635-nucleotide messenger RNA. Its product is annotated as carnosine synthase 1-like. The record is from RefSeq and is a predicted model, not a curated record. NCBI's taxonomy places the organism in Eukaryota, Metazoa, Mollusca, Bivalvia, Myida, Dreissenidae. Bases 479 to 3451 code for a protein of 990 amino acids. Gene Ontology annotation, biological process: carnosine biosynthetic process. The transcript has 13 exons. Gene Ontology annotation, molecular function: ATP hydrolysis activity; carnosine synthase activity; metal ion binding.
UGAACGUUCAGUGGCAUCGAUGGCUCCGUUGUUUGUAUUCGAAACGUGCUCUCCAGUGACGGAUAUUCCGUUGGGACUUUGUUGGCAUUGCAUACUGUUGCAUUAUGUCUAUUCAACUGUGUGCCAGAGAGGCUCAGAUCGAGAGCAGCGUUACUCUGCGCGUACGGUUGAGAUUUCACGAUAGAAUUGUUCUGGGUUGAUAGACAAUCAUUACCUUCCGAGACAUUAUAUGACGAAUUUGAACCUUGGUGGAUCGGCAAUUGGUUUUCAACGCGGGGCUGUGCUGUUUGCUGUUCGCCAUGUGAUACCCUGCAAUGUUGAUCAAGUGCGUUAGGCCCCAAGACUAAACCGCUAGAUUGAACUUCCAUGUGUUCAUCAAACAACUGCUGUGGGUGUAAGUCUGCUGCUGAACAAGACUGAGCAAAACCAUAACUGAGACUCUGUAUACACGAUUCGUUACCGACAAUUGAAUAUUGAAAUGGACAUCGUAGCGAGUGAGACCACCGCAAACGACAUCGAUGGCGACGGCUUGAAAGACGUUAAGACGAAGACGAGCACGAAUAUCGGAUGGCAGCAGGACGCAAAUUUGGGACCUCCGUCCACGUGGACUAAUGCGAUUCCCGCUGAGGACGCGGACAUCGCGAGCCAUUAUCACGCGUUGCAAUACCAUCUUUUUGAGCUUGGGUAUCCCGAGACCGUGGAUCGCACCCGCGCCCCUCAGACCGCCAAGGACGCGCCCAGAGAGAAGGCGGUGGUGGCCGUGCUACAUCGGACCGGGAAAACCACGUCGAUAUGCCUGGAAGGUGGUCGUCAGGCGCCCGGCACAAUGUACAUGAUCCUAUCGUCGUCGUGGCUCUCCAAGGUCCCCUCUAGUAUCCACCGGGGCCUUUAUACCCUAUACGUGCACAAGGCCGUCACGUUUUUCGCAGGCGGCGCAACUUACCUUGACGAAUUCGAGCCGCCGAGGCAAGUGACGUAUCUCGUGAAUUAUUUUACUCAUGCGGCCACUGGCGGACAGAGAAACGACGGACAUACUAUUGAGGCAAAUUUGGAUUGUCCAAUGAGCAGUUCGUAUGACCUCCGUGACGUCAUCAAUGACCGGCUCUGGUCACGAAGUGUCCUGUAUUCCGUUGGCAUAGCAACGCCCGAGACGCUCGCGUUCUGUUACAGACCGAAACACAGUCUGGUUGCUGUGCCUGCCAAUGCCGUCAUCCACGAGUACGUAAGGAACACCAGUUCGGAUUUUGUGGCGAAAGAAGUCUCAAAAUUCCUGCAAGAGUUGUCCAAUAACAACCGCAAAAGGAUUUUCAUAAGAUCGUCCAAACGAACACAGAUGGGAAGCUCGGACGCCUCGGUUUUUAGCAUUGAAGACCGGUCCUGUAUUGUGGACGCGGUGCUGAAAAUGCUGAACGAGCUUCAAGACUCAAACUCCGUUCUCCUGGAGGCUUACAUCGACCAUCUGAUCGACGGAAAGACCGAGGACUCGAAGUACCUGUGGGUCGCGCCCAGCGCGGAUUUCGGCGUAAAAUGUCGAGCGAUCGUCUGCAGAGAUUUUGACAACACACCCGUCUGCACGCCGCCGAUCUGCAGUAUGUUCAACAAACACAUCGACAUCAGAGGUGCUGAGACGGUACCUAUGUCCCUCGAAACCGUGCUGAAAACGUUGAACAUUGUCGACGAAACGUUUAUCUCGGAAUUCCAGACUAAAAUGCGUGCGCACGCAGAGGCGGCGCUUCAGUCAAUCAUGGACCGCGAGAGUAAGCGGUCAGACGAGGAGAGAGUGGAGCCACGUGCGCAAACGGACCUCAUUGGCAUCGAAUACGUUCUUACGGAGUGUAACGGCAAAGUGACGGCAGUAGCGGUGAAUAUGGAUACGCACAAGUACAUCGGUUACGCUGCAGUGCGCGAUAAUUUCGCAUCAUUCGCGGACGGAAUGGUUGUAGAACAAAACAGAACUGUGCAACCAGUGGAAAAAAAUCUGAAGACAGCCGGAAACGAUAUCAGCGAUAAAGAUAUGGCCGUCUUGAAAGUUUCUCAUCCAAACAAAUUCGAGUGUGGUGGUUUGGACGGUAUGUCCGUUCGCCCGUUUGUGCGGACCGCUCUGAUCAGAUCUCAGUAUUUCCUUAUGUCGGGGAAGACAAUACUGGCGUUAGAUGCGGGCGGAUUUCACAAGAGGAGAAUAUGGAGGAUGGCGAAGAAAAGUGGUAUAAAUCUGGUUAUGGUGGAUCCGGACCCAAACCACAGCAACAAGGACCUAAUGCACGUCUUAAUCCAAUACGAUGACAAAGGCGACCACGCAAACGACAGGCAACAUGCGACCGAGAUCGUCAGCCUCCUGAAGCAGCGAGACCUCCAGGUGGACGGCUGCCUUACGUUCUGGGAGGACGCGGUGCCAUUGGCCGCCAUGGUGCGUGAGAUCCUGGGAGCGCGAGGCGCCUGCGUGGAGGGAGCCCUUAACGCUAAAAAGAAAAGUCGAACGCAGUCGACAGUGUAUAAGAAGGAUACACCAGUCUCCCACUUGGUGAAGACCUGCCAGUUUUCCUCGCCCAGCUUCCUCAUCCGGGAACCCGCCGACAUCGACGCCAUCUGCAACCAGGUGAGCUACCCACUUAUGCUGAAGCUAGAGCACGGAAACAGCGCAAUCGGCGCGACGCUCGUGACGAGCGCCGAGGAGCUAAGGAAGCAACAUCGCGCCACCAUCGACUGCUUCCAAACGGAGGCCGACCACCCUGCGAUAGGACUGGGGUUCGGGCCGGAAACGCUCGUCAUGGAGUUCUACGGGGGCACAGAGCAUGACGUAGACGUGGUCAUCUACGGGAACAAGCUCGUUGGGGCGUUCAUUUCCGACAACGGACCCACUAACUUCCCCUCUUUCAGGGAAACUGCUGCCACUAUGCCGUCAUUGCUGCCGCCGGACCGCCAGGCACAGCUGAUUGUGGCCGCCUUCAAGUGCUGCGUAGACAUCGGCCUCUCCGACGGCGUCUUCAACGUCGAAAUGAAGAUGACGGCCCGUGGACCAAAACUCAUCGAGAUCAACGGUCGGAUGGCUGGUUUUUAUCUGCGCAAGUGGAUCAGGCGCCUGCACGGCGUCGACCUCGCGAUGUGCGCGUUCAUGAUCUCGUGCGACAUUAAACCGUUCGUGCCAAAGUUCCAGCCGUACGAGCGCCUCAUGGGAGUAAUGUUACUUCCGUCUCUUCACAGCCAUCUUGUAAACGACAGCCACUUCCGUGAACGUAUAAAAUGCCUUCAAGAUAACGGCGAGGUGUUGUUCCACAUGUUCCAGGAAGACAACAUGGAGGUGGAGGAAGACGAGAUGCCGUACGGAAGCUUAGGUGUUUCUGGCACCGACCCCGACGUCUGCCGCGAAAAGUUGUUAGCUCUUUGCAACGAGUUGGGGAUCGAGAGCGACACCUACAAUGUCUCAAGCUUCGUCCGCUAUUUCCGGUAUUAACCAACAUUUAGUUUAGAUCUCAGGAAGUGUAUGUUGAGAUUUUAAAGGUUCAUUAUUAUGCUUAUGUUUUUGAAAUGUAGACUUUUCAUAGAUGAAAUCAGGGAUGUAUAAUGUACAAUGGUAAUCAAUGCAUGCAACGUUGAAAUUUAUCAUGAAGCACAGCAAGGUGCAUAUCUUUUUGUAUGUACACCGGCGAGUAUAUCCUAUUAGUUGUAUAAUGCAAGAAGUGUUAAAAGCAAGAUACUCAUAUUUGUACGAGGUUAUGAAUCAACAUAAAGAAAACUAAACAUUUAUAAGUGUGCAUGAUAUUAAUACGUAUUUUGUUAUUUACAAACAUUGUAUCAGAAUCUCAGUAGUGCCUUAAAUGAUAAAAAGUCGUGAAUUUCAUAAUCAUGUAUUCUGGUAUGAGCCUCGUUCGGGGAAAAAGUUGCUUAAUCGAGUGCAUACAAUUCCAUCCAAAAUUAGCCAGUGUAGUUUCCACAGGCUUAUCAGGUACCACACUUUCCGCAGUUACUGGAUUUUCGUUACAAAUAGACUUCCUAUUAUUGGAAAAUUCCAUCAAAGCGGAAAGUGUCGUCCCUGAUAAGCUUUCUCAGGGACUAAUGACGCAAUUAUGUAAAUAUUUACUCUAUGUACUGUCUUUACUUCUCUAAGUUUUACUAGCUCAACAAAAUUGUGCAGUUUUAAGUAAUCCAUAUAAAACAUUCACAUUUACGUAAUGAUGUAAUAUAUCUUAACAUAUAUAGGAUCUGGCACUCGUUGUCAUAUCAUACCUUAUUUUAUUAAACGAGUUUAGGAAUUUUGUUGGUAAGCGAGCCUUUAUAUUUUAUAGUCGGUUCAAAACCUCACAUUACCUUAUGUUGUAUAUGUUGCUGUCUUGCCGACUUUAAAUAAAACUUAUCUUAUCUUAAACAUAAUUAUACAUCCCGAAUGUUGUUUACAUUUCGUGACGUCAUUUCACGUUGCAACGUCAUUUCAGCAAAAUAACAAAAUGCGAAAACUAAGCCAAUGAAAACGCUUAAAAAGUAUGUUACACAUGUGUUCGAUAAAACUAUAUUACUUGGGGAAAAGGGUAUGGCAUGUGAUAAAAUACAUUAUGUCAUGCAUGGUAUAAUAUUUGUAUUUUAUUUACUGCAAGUAAAUGCAAGUGUACUUUAUAAUUCAAAUAUAAACAUAAUAGUUUA